Molecule: messenger RNA, 1035 nt
Organism: Temnothorax curvispinosus
Lineage: Eukaryota; Metazoa; Arthropoda; Insecta; Hymenoptera; Formicidae
Product: E3 ubiquitin-protein ligase ubr3-like
Exons: 2
Coding region: 395-769 (124 amino acids)
Source: RefSeq, a predicted model, not a curated record
GGAGGCGGCUGAGGAAAUCGUCCGUGCGUUCAAGUCGUCGUGGCGCCGUGAACGUUAACGUCAGUUAACGUUAACGGUAAGGGGGCGGGGGGGGGAGCCCCGAGCUCGGAGUCGCCGACUUCGUCAUGCCGUCGGUCACGACCGCGACAACGACGACGGCGACGACGACGACGACAACGGUGUUCUCCGGAUCGGGAGGAGCGGCGUUUUCUCGCUGCUGAUAUGGGGCCACUGACCGAGCGUUUGGUCCUGGUCCGCGGACCCUCCCUCGAAAAUAAGUAAAAAAAAAAAAAAAGGAAAAAACAGUCUCCGAGCGGGUCUAUAUAAGGAGAUCGUGAAGGCGACGAAGGCGACGACGUCUUUUUCCAAGUGUAAGACGACGACCGGGGUCAGGAUGGCCUCGACCUCGACCAGCACGUCGCCCGACGUCCAGGUGCUGAUGGGCAAGGGCAAGCGCGGAGCGGCGGCCUACAUCAGCUUGACUACUGGCCUGGACACCGGCGGCUGUCCGCAGUACCUCAACGAGCUGCUGGACGUCCUGCUGAAUCCCAGCAAGCCCAUCGACGACUGGGAGACCAUCGACUGGUGCAAGUGGCUCAUGGCUGGCGGCCGGACACCCGACGAGUUCGCCAGUACAGGUAAACGCGAAGCGGUUAAUACGAGGAACAUAGUUUUGUCGAUACAGAAUAUGCAUCCUGCAAAACAUUUGCAUUGUUUUGCAGAAGGCUUCUGUCUGUUUGUCGUUGACGUUUGUUAUUUUAUUCGUUGAAUGACUGAAGUGUCGACACAGCAGGUGGAAGAUCGUUUUUGCGAUAAAUGUUUACUUGUAGCUCGAAACAAAUUGCUAAUAUCGUGUAAUAUUUAUCGACUCUCGUUGAGAAAAUUUAUAUACUUUUGUUAUAAUCAGAAUUUAACUGACACAUUUUACUUGGAAUUUAUAUAUAUAUUUAUUGUUAACUUCAGCUACUUGGAAUUUAUAUAAGCAGCGUCAGAAAAUCGAAAACGAUAAAAUUAUUUUUACAAACAGCAAUUUAG